Ziziphus jujuba (common jujube) is the source of this 1314-nucleotide messenger RNA. RefSeq lists its product as uncharacterized. The transcript is spliced from 2 exons. The record is from RefSeq and is a predicted model, not a curated record. Bases 215 to 1000 code for a protein of 261 amino acids. Gene Ontology annotation, cellular component: plasma membrane. Lineage: Eukaryota; Viridiplantae; Streptophyta; Magnoliopsida; Rosales; Rhamnaceae.
AGCAUGGCAAACCCAAACCACCACCCUCCAAAUUUGAUGGUAACUGAAAGUUUUCCAUUUAUAGAUCAUGUGGUUCUCCUAAUUUUUACACACUUUAGAUGCCGCCAAAAAAAACCUUUGGUCCAAACGUCCCUAUGAGAUUCAAGAUUCACCUAGGUUGGUCUUCUUCUUCUCCUUCUUCCUGGAGGUGGGAGGGAGAAGAAAUUCUCUGGCUAUGGCUGAUUCACGAACAACAACAACAACGACAAGAAGAACUGCAGGGCCAAUAUUGCCACCACCUCCAGGCUCAGGCGGCCAUUUCGAACCAAAAGGUUCGCGCCACGUCGCGUUCAUGGAGUUGCCUCCGAAACACCACUCGGAUUACGAAAGAAGCAGCGACUCCUCCGAACACAAUCCACAUUGCUUCGCUUGCGGCAUGCGCACGUUCAUGUGCAUCUUCGUCUUCUUCCUCCUCCUCUUGGUUAUCGGCGCCAUCUUCAUUUCCUUUUUGUAUGCUGGUUUACCCAGGGUUCAGAUCCGCCGUUUCGAAUUCUCGAAGCUCAACAUCUCCGAGAAAAUCAGCAACACUAGUAAUAGUACUAGUACCUCAGGAAAGGUCCAUCUGACCGCGGACACGGACAUACUGAUGGUGUUCAGGAACAGGAACGGGAUUUCGAAGCUCAAAUACGGCUCAUUCUCCGUCAAAGUUUCUUGGCAGGAUAUAAAGUUGGGAAGGACGGAGAUCGCUGCGUUCACACAGGACAAGAACAACAGCACCACGUUUAGCCUUCGAACACGGGUUGAAGAACAAGAGGUGGAUUUGGAGGAUCUGAAUGAAUUGAAAACGGAGUUGGAAAAUGAGAAUGCGGUAUUCCAUUUGGCUCUUAGAGGAGAUUUGGGUUUCAACUUUGGAUCCCUCAACGUCCAUGGCUUGCCAACUUCCAUCAACUGUAACCCUAAAAAGCAACAAAUUGAUCUCGCCAGGAGGCCUCGUUGCAGAGUUAGGCUUUUCCCUGUAUGAGGUGGAAGAUUGAGGAAUGGAUUGUGUAGAGGCUAUUAUUAGGUUAGUAGAUAUUUGUUAUAAGAUGACUGGCAAUGGGACAAUAUCUUUUAAAUAGUACUGUCCAACAUAACUUGAAAGCUUCCGAGUUAAUAAUAUUUUCCAAAAUAACUUGAAAGCGUCCAGGUUAACGAGUAACAUUUUCAAGUAUUGUUACUGUAACUUACUGUUUUUUUAUUUUUUUAUUUUAUAUAUAUAUAUAUAUAUAAAUAUUACUGUAACUUACUGUUGUAAUAUUGUUAUUCAUGAACCUAGUAUUUCUCCUUCUAUUUUUA